This is a messenger RNA of Myripristis murdjan (pinecone soldierfish), 2661 nucleotides long. RefSeq names its product TAF5 RNA polymerase II, TATA box binding protein (TBP)-associated factor (gene taf5). Gene Ontology annotation, cellular component: transcription factor TFIID complex. The coding region runs from base 2 to 2278 and encodes 758 amino acids. The transcript has 11 exons. Gene Ontology annotation, biological process: transcription initiation at RNA polymerase II promoter. The record is from RefSeq and is a predicted model, not a curated record. NCBI's taxonomy places the organism in Eukaryota, Metazoa, Chordata, Actinopteri, Holocentriformes, Holocentridae. Gene Ontology annotation, molecular function: RNA polymerase II general transcription initiation factor activity; protein binding.
AAUGGCGGCCGUACAAGGUGGUCUGAUUGAUACGGAGGAAGAGAAAGACAUCAAAACAGAACCAGCGAACGACGGCUGUGGAAAUAAUAAUAAUAAUAAUACCGCAAACGACGGAAGACUGCUCAAUGCAUCCCCGGGGAGUAUUUCUUCAGGUGGAAGUAACAAACCUGCAACGGGAGCGCUAGAGGACCAGCAGACGCUUCUUGCAGUCUUGCAGUUCCUCAAGAAAAACAAUCUAUCCGAGUCCGUCGAGAUUUUGCGCCGUGAAGCGGGCUUGUCGGAGGACACAGAAGACUCAAAGGGACUCGAUUCUUCCGGAGCAGGCUCGGGUGGUGCUGCGGGAAAUGUCGACUCGGAAAGCGGGGAUGCAAACUCUCUUCUCAGCCGAGUGUCGGUCUCAUCCUCCGCCGUUUCUGCAAGCGCGGUUCAGGCACCAUCCAAAGCAGGAGCCGGAGAGGACCAGCCGGACGUCAACGUGGUGUUGUCGGCUUACAGCCAGCAGGGGGACCCGGCUCUGUACGACGUUUACUACAGCAGCCUCAAGAAGUUCAUAGAGAGUGUCCUGGACUGCCACAGGGCUGAGCUGUCUCAGGUCUUCUACCCGCUGUUUGUCCACAUGUACCUGGAGCUGGUCUACAACAACCACGAAAAUGAGGCCAAGGCUUUCUUUGAAAAAUUCAGCGGGGACCAGGAGUGCUACUAUGAGGAUGACCUACGUGUCCUGUCAGGUAUGACCAAGAAAGAGCACAUGAGGGGCAACGAGACCUUGCUGGACUUCCGCACCAGCAAGUUUGUCCUGCGCAUCUCCCGUGACUCUUACCAGCUGCUGAAGAGGCACCUACAGGAGCGCCAGAACAACCAAAUCUGGAAUAUUAUCCAGGAGCAUCUUUACAUUGACAUCUUCGAUGGCAUGCCACGUAGCAAGAGCCAGAUCGAUGCCAUGUCGGGCAGCUUGGCUGGUGAGGCCAAGCGAGAGGCCAACAAGGCCAAGGUUUUCUAUGGGCUGCUGAAAGAACCGGAGAUCGAGGUGCCUCUUGAUGAUGAAGACGAGGAGGCAGAGAAUGAGGAGGGUAAACCUAAGAAGAAGAAACCCAAGAAGGACAGCAUGGGCUCUAAGAGCAAGAAGCAGGAUCCCAAUGCACCUUCGCAGAACAGAAUACCUCUUCCAGAACUAAAGGACUCAGACAAGUUAGACAAGAUCAUGUACAUGAAGGAGGCCACUAAGAGGAUUCGCCUGGGACCAGACACUCUGCCCUCCAUCUGCUUCUACUCCUUUCUUAAUGCGUAUCAGGGUCUGACGGCUGUGGACGUCACAGACGACUCCAGCCUGAUUGCAGGUGGUUUUGCCGACUCCACGGUACGGGUGUGGAGUGUCACACCGAAAAAGCUCCGCAAGGUUAAAUCUGCAGCAGACUUGAGUCUGAUUGACAAAGAGUCUGACGAUGUGCUUGAGAGAAUCAUGGAUGAGAAGACAGCCAGUGAGUCUAAGAUCCUCUAUGGACACAGCGGCCCAGUGUACGGCAUCAGCUUCAGCCCGGACAGAAACUACCUCUUAUCAAGUUCUGAAGAUGGUACAGUGAGGCUGUGGAGUCUUCAAACCUUUACAUGUCUGGUGGGCUACAAAGGCCACAACUACCCAGUGUGGGACACCCAGUUCUCACCGUACGGAUACUACUUUGUCUCUGGGGGACAUGAUCGAGUGGCUCGUCUGUGGGCAACUGAUCACUAUCAGCCUUUACGGAUGUUUUCCGGUCACCUGGCUGACAUCACGUGCACCCGCUUCCACCCCAACUCCAACUAUGUGGCCACAGGCUCAUCUGACCGCACCAUCCGCCUCUGGGAUGUCCUGAAUGGGAACUGCGUUCGCAUCUUCACUGGUCACAAGGGUCCUAUUCAUGCCCUCGCUUUCUCUCCUAAUGGAAAAUUCCUGGCAUCAGGAGCUACUGAUGGCAGAGUUCUCCUGUGGGACAUCGGUCAUGGUCUGAUGAUUGGAGAGUUGAAAGGCCACACUGAUACCAUUUAUUCCCUCAAGUUCAGCAGGGAUGGAGAGAUCCUUGCCUCUGGUUCCAUGGACAAUACAGUUCGUCUCUGGGAUGCAAUGAAAGCUUUUGACGAUUUGGAGACCGAUGACUUCACUGCAGCUACAGGGCACAUUCAUCUACCAGAGAACUCCCAGGAGCUUCUACUAGGCACCUACAUGUCCAAGUCCACACCUGUCGUACACCUUCACUUCACCCGUAGGAACCUACUGCUCGCUGCUGGGGCCUACAAUCCAUAGACACUCCUGAAAUUUAGUAUUCUACCAAGACUUGAAAUGAAGAGAUGUCUGGUCCUUGAGUGCCACAGGCCCCUUUUGAGAAUUAUGGAAAAACAGAAUUGAAAAUGAAACCUGCAUCGUCAAACUCACGGUUUGCUGAGCAUGUAGCUGUAAAUGAAGGUUAAUUUUAAGUAAGCAAACUUCUGACAUGGCUUUGUUUAAAGGAUGCAGCCCCUAAAGCAAAGUCACAUUGCAGAAAUCCCCCUGCCUAAGAGUGCCAUUUCUAAUGAUAGACUCAGUUUUCAAGUCACUGCCAUGAGCACAGCUUUGCUCACAAAAUAUGGCUGUUUCUGUAUCAUAGUAUUUUAUACUGGUGUAUGCUGUAAAUAAAACUCUGUUUUCUA